CAAGUACUGAAACCUCACAAGAAACAAUUAAUGUUACCAUGCAAUCUGACCUAAAGUUAACAUGUUCUGUCGACUCGAAUCCAGAACCUUCAAAUUACCAAUGGUAUAACCCCGAUGGAAGUUACGCAGCUGUCACGAGAUAUCUGGAUUUAUCAAAUAUCAGUAAAAACCAAGGUGGUGACUAUAAGUGUGAAACUAUGACAAAGCUUGUACCAACAAAUGGAGACCCAAUUACAAAAAUGCAUAGUAAAAUCUUUCAUGUUAAUGUUUUAUAUGCACCAAAAGAUGAAUCCUUACAUGAAAUUGUAAAUGUUACUGUGAACUCAAACGUGAUGUUGAAUUGUUCAGUCGACUCUAAUCCACAGCCAUCUAGUUACAAGUGGUAUUCUCCUGGUGGAACUGUUAAAUUAUAUACGAGAGAUCUACUGAUAUCAAACAUUAAGAAAACUGACGGCGGAGACUAUAGAUGUGAAGCUGUUAUAGUAUUAGUACCAACGGAGGGUGAACCUAUAACAAAAAUGUACACACAUAUCACCACCGUCAAUAUAUUAUCUUCUUUAGGGCAUGGUGAACAAGGAGUACGUGGCCAACCCAAGAUUAAUACGACCAACAUGAAAACCGUUGGAUUGGGUGUUGGAAUAUCAGCUGCCAUCAUUGUGAUUAUCGUGGUUGUAGUAAUUGCAGCAGUAUGUUACAGAAAACGUCAUGUUAGAGGUCAGAAUCGAGAAUUAAACAGAUUUCAUAACGCUCCAGAUGCUAGGCCUUUUGCUGGUAUAGAAGUCAGUACAAUAGCAGGACAGUCGAGUGAAAAUCCGUAUGCCGUCCUGUACGACAACAGGCAGGAUGGGAAUACUGCUCGUGAAAUCAGUGUUAUAGAAUCUCCAACCAAUGGUUCAGAGGAAGAACAUCCUUAUGACACCGUAACAUGUAAGCAAAGAACCGAGGGUGAGUGAAAUCUAAGGAAUAAAGAAGAUUAACUAGCACCUAUCAGCACUAUUAUAUCACAAUCAUUUUAGUAGAUGGCUCUUCUUGAAGAUGUAUACACUUUACGACAUAGAAUUUUAACACCGUGUUUAAAAGUUUUUUUUAUGUUUUUACCCAUUUUAGUUUAUAACUCCCUCAUAUGUAAAUAAUCUUUAUUAAACCACUUGUUAUGUAUAUAAUUUAUUGGGCGUUAAAUUUGUAAUACACAACAACAACAGAAGAUAUCGCCUCAUUAAAUGAUUUGUUUCUGGAUAUUUUACACCUAGUGGCAAUGGACUGAGUAAAAUUCGUAGCCCAAAAACCCAGCAUAUUUUACGUCGUCAUACAAAUGUACCAGUCUCGGAUGUCUGUCGCCUUUUGUUACAAGUAACAGAAAUACUUUAAUGAAAACCGUCCACAAACAUAAAUGCUAUCUGUUACAACCUAAUAAUCUUUAUCAGUAAAUAAUAGAUUUUGUACAGUCAGUUUAUAAAUUGCUUGUAAACGUAGUUAUUAAAAAUCUAUACCUUCGUAUA
Molecule: messenger RNA, 1499 nt
Organism: Patella vulgata (common limpet)
Lineage: Eukaryota; Metazoa; Mollusca; Gastropoda; Patellidae
Product: B-cell receptor CD22-like
Exons: 8
Coding region: 39-953 (304 amino acids)
Source: RefSeq, a predicted model, not a curated record